Molecule: messenger RNA, 3221 nt
Organism: Tachysurus fulvidraco (yellow catfish)
Lineage: Eukaryota; Metazoa; Chordata; Actinopteri; Siluriformes; Bagridae
Gene: ppp2r2ca
Product: protein phosphatase 2, regulatory subunit B, gamma a
Exons: 9
Coding region: 1182-2525 (447 amino acids)
Biological process (GO): peptidyl-serine dephosphorylation
Cellular component (GO): protein phosphatase type 2A complex; cytosol
Molecular function (GO): protein phosphatase regulator activity; protein binding
Source: RefSeq, a predicted model, not a curated record
AUCCACUGUAUGCCUCGAAUUUGUUCUGUGUCAUUUUAAUGCUACUUAUGAAAAUUAUACACAAAUCAUAUCCAUUCAGAUGUGACCCUUAUAAAUUAAAAGGUAAUAAAAUCAAAGUGAAAGUUCUUCCCUUUAAAAUAAAGGGGUGUUAAUACAGAAGUAAUAGUAAACUUGUAAACUUAUCCAGUCUUUCCUCUGUCUAUUGCUUCAACUAAUUCCAUCUAUUCAUUCUUUUCUUCACUGUCUUUUCUCAUACUAUUGUUCACUUCCUCAGUCUUCUACUCACUUCCUCCCUCAUUUCUGUGCUCUGAUGUAACUGCAUCUCUGAUCUUAUGCCUGUUCUCUCUCUGUAUGAUAAACACUGUGUAGUAUCUAUUUUUGUUCAUCUCCCUCCUUUCCUUCCUUCCUCCCUCCUUUCCUUCAUUCCUUUGCACCCUUCAUCUCUUUUUCCCUUCCUCCCCCUUCUCCCCUUCUUUGCUCACUUAUUCUAUCACCUGCAGUGGGUGGAGCUAUGGUGCAGUGCUGAGUUAUCAUUGGCUAUUGAGGGAGGAGGCUGCAGUGGCAUGGUGAUGCUGUGCAGAUGCUCAGCAGAAAGACAGGCAGCCACAGCUUCUCUCUGUGUGUGUGUGUGUGUGUGUGUGUGUGUGUUUGGCCUAUAGCUCUCCCUCCCCCUACUUUUUCCAUCUCUCUCUUUUCUAUUUCCGUUCGCUCUCUUGCACUCACAGACACAGGCUGUAAGGUAAGAUUAGGCCUCUAUCAUCCUGCUCUUCUUCAGUCAUCUUUUUCCGCUCUGCUCAUCCUUCUCUCCUCUGCUUAUCCUGAUUGCCAGUUUUCCUCUUGCUCUUCAUGAUGGAUCACCACACCCACUGAAAAAAGCAACUACAGCUAACCAAGAACAUGCACAAGUAUGCUUCUCUGGAGUGUACUACUUUGUUCCUUGGAUUCUCAUUGCUAAACAGUGCUGGAUUUUUUUUCUGAACGCUUACACACACUAGGAGUAAAGACUAUCAAUUUUUGCUGCUUAAGGCUUUGCUUAGCCAUUUCUGCCUGAGAAAGGCCCUUAAUAUCCCAGGAUGCUAUGCACCAGGACACUCCAUUAGGCUGAAGCAGAAUGGGUGGAGCCUCAAAGGGCCAGGACACUGCUGACUUAACGGGCACAGACACACAAACCGCCACUGCUCAUGGGUGAGGACGAGAGUCCCAAGAUCAACCACAGCUUCUUGCGAGACUACGUCACUGAGGCUGAUGUCAUUUCCACUGUGGAGUUUAAUCACACAGGGAAUCUGCUGGCCACUGGAGACAAAGGAGGGCGAGUGGUCAUUUUCCAGAGAGAGACUGAGAGUAAAGCAGAUAAGGAAGAGCUGGGAGAGGCGGGGGAAUAUAAUGUCUACAGCACAUUUCAGAGUCAUGAGCCAGACUUUGAUUACCUGAAGAGCUUAGAGAUUGAGGAGAAGAUCAAUAGGAUUCGCUGGCUGCCUCAACAGAAUGCCGCCCACUUCCUUCUUUCCACCAAUGAUAAGACAGUAAAGCUGUGGAAGGUGAGUCAGAGGGACAGACGGCCAGAAGGAUACAACCUGAAAGAUGAAGAAGGACGAAUGAAGGAUUUUUCCACUGUCACAUCAUUACAGGUCCCAGUACUGAAGCCCACUGAUUUGAUGGUGGAGGUGCGUCCAAGGCGGGUCUUUGCAAAUGGCCAUACUUACCACAUCAAUUCUAUAUCAGUGAACAGUGAUGGAGAAACGUACCUGUCAGCUGAUGACCUCAGAAUCAACAUGUGGCACCUGGACAUCACAGAUCGCAGCUUUAACAUCGUCGACAUUAAACCAGUAAACAUGGAGGACCUGACAGAGGUGAUCACAGCAGCUGAGUUUCACCCACAGCACUGUCACCUGUUUAUCUACAGCAGCAGUAAAGGAACAAUCCGCCUGUGUGACAUGAGGACGUCUGCCCUGUGUGAUACACAUGCCAAGAUCUUUGAAGAACCUGAAGAUCCAGGGAACCGCUCAUUCUUCUCUGAGAUCAUUUCCUCUGUCUCUGAUGUGAAAUUCAGCCACAGUGGACGUUAUCUGCUAACACGAGACUACCUCACGGUGAAGGUGUGGGACCUAAACAUGGAGAAAGGACCAGUAGAAACAUACCAGGUUCAUGAGUACCUGCGCAGUAAACUCUGCUCCCUAUAUGAGAAUGACUGCAUCUUCGACAAGUUUGAGUGUGUGUGGAACAGCACAGACAGUGUUAUCAUGACCGGAUCAUAUAAUAGUUUUUUCCGUAUGUUUGACCGGGACUCUGGGCGAGGUGUGACACUUGAAGCGUGGCGUGAAAGCAGUAAACCCCGUGCAGUAUUGCGGACACGGCGUGUGUACACUGGGGGCCGUCGUCGCCGUGGAGAUGUGGGAGUGGACAGCCUGGACUUCCGCAAAAAGAUCCUGCACAUGGCGUGGCACCCAGCCGAGAACAUCAUCGCCAUCGCUGCCUCCAACAACCUUUACAUCUUCCAAGACAGAAUAACCCCAGAGAACCAGUGACAUACACACACACUGUUCUCUGAGUGUGUGUAGGUGAAAACCAUGAGAUGAAGCUGGCAGAACUACACAAUGUGACACCUCACAUACACUGCAUUGACUGGACAGAUGGGGAACAAUGUGUUCCUGCUAGGUGAUUGGAUGUCAGCCAAAUCACAAAGAAACUGAAAGAAAAGGAGGACAGAUGAAGCAGGACAAACCUUAUGAACUGUUGUGGCAUUUACAGUGGGUGGGGCUUGCACACUCAUGGGCUGCAGGACAGACUCAGUGUUUGCCAUCACAGGAAAGAUAUUACCUGGUUGUCAUAGUAGAAGUAGUCUAAAAAGUCUUCCUAUCGUGUUCUUCCUAAAUCAAUCCCAUCAUGCUAAUACAUAUACAAUCACACACACAAAUCUACUUCCUGUAAGGCAAUUGGACAAAACCUCAUUUAAAUAACCAUGUUUACUGUAAACACUAUCAUUAACACUACACCACCACUACAACCACAAUAACAUUAACACUACACUAGUACGAACACCACUAAUAUCCCACUUUAACAGAUCACCAAACUACAGUACACUAACCUUUCUACUUCACCAAUAAUAUACUAACACGACACUAACAUUACACUAUCCUCACUACACUCUUAACACACCAAUACAGCACUAUUUAAUACAAACAUUACACUAACACUACACCAUCACUAAUCCCAACACUACA